AUGCCUGCUUCUGAGCCGCUAGAACGCCGACAGCUACGGCAUGCACUGCGUGCACUAACGAGUCGAAUCAAAAACUCUCAAGUCCUCGAAUUCUAUCAGAACACGGCGAAAGCUUAUGACAUCGACAUUUUGCUCAUGGAGUUAGGCCAAUCAAAAUCCAGGCCUAUCUUUUUUAUCCCAUGUCCUGCCUCCCUACUUCUGACUCCGAGUGAUGCCUAUGAAGAGGAAGGACGAGAAUUCCAUGAUUUUGAUGCAUUCCACCCGGACGAUAAAAGCCCGAUGACCUGUGCAUAUUGGUUACCAGAUUUCGUCGCCGAGGGUUCACAAACACGUAUCAAAGCCUUUACGUACCACAACAUGAACGGGACAGACAACAAGAUUCUGCGGGGCGAGGUCAUGGUUGUCCUGCGCUUGAUGAUCGCGCAGUUGAGGCGAGUCCGCUACAUCGAGCAGCUGACUGCACCGGUCCUGCUAUUCUCCUUCAUGGGACCCCAACAUGCUCGACUGGUCGAGGCAUAUUUCAACGACCCCGCUAGGAGUGCGUCCGACGCGCUUAUUUGA
Molecule: messenger RNA, 561 nt
Organism: Aspergillus fijiensis CBS 313.89
Lineage: Eukaryota; Fungi; Ascomycota; Eurotiomycetes; Eurotiales; Aspergillaceae
Exons: 3
Coding region: 1-561 (186 amino acids)
Source: RefSeq, a predicted model, not a curated record